CCCGCCGCCGCCCCCGCGGGGGCCGGGACAGAGCGCGCCGCGGCCCCGAGACGCGGCCCCGAGGAGAGGGCGAGGGAGCGGGAACCGUGCCGGCCUCGGUGCAUGAUGUGGGUGCCGCUGCUGGCGUGCCUCACCGCGGGGAUCGUCUCCGUGCCCAAGUGCCAGCGCGGCCCCGGAGCCCUCCUGGGGGCGGCCCGGCUGCUGGCGGCCGUGCCGGGACUCUGCCAGCGCCCGGAAAACAGAUGUGCCACUUCAAAUGCAGUAACAUGCACAAAGUGUCUUGCUUUGGGUCCAGAGUGUGGAUGGUGUGCUCAAGAGGAUUUCAUGGCCGAUGCAGCACAGAAAGGACGCUGUGACACUGUUUCCAACUUAAUGAAAAGAGGCUGCCAAUCAGACUUUGUAGAAAGUCCCACAGUUGAUGUCACAAUACCCAAUGACCGUGAAACAAAUACACAAGUGACGCCAGGAGAAGUUUCAGUCCAACUACGUCCAGGAAGUGAAGCAAGCUUUAUGUUGAGAGUUCGUCCUCUAGAGAAAUACCCUGUGGAUCUUUAUUAUUUAGUUGAUGUCUCAGCCUCUAUGCACAACAACAUAGAAAAACUGAAUUCCGUUGGAUUUGCUUUGUCCAAAAAGAUGGAGAAUAUUUCCCUUGAUUUUCGACUUGGAUUUGGAUCCUAUGUGGAUAAAACUGUGUCACCCUAUAUUAGCAUUCAUCCAGGCAGAAUCCAUAACCAAUGCAGUGAUUAUAAUUUAGAUUGUAUGCCUCCCCAUGGUUAUAUUCACGUGCUAUCCCUGACUGACAAUAUAGCAGAAUUCAGAAAUGCAGUGAAUAAACAAAAAAUUUCGGGGAAUAUUGAUACACCUGAAGGCGGUUUUGAUGCGAUGCUCCAAGCAGCUGUCUGCCAGAGUCAUAUUGGCUGGCGUAAAGAAGCAAAACGACUGCUUCUUGUGAUGACAGAUCAAACUUCCCACCUGGCCCUUGACAGUAAAUUAGCAGGGAUUGUAAUUCCCCAUGAUGGAAACUGUCAUUUGAAAGAUAAUGUGUACAUCAAAGCUACGAGUAUGGAGCAUCCAUCUCUUGGGCAGCUCUCUGAAAAAUUGAUUGACAAUAACAUCAAUGUUAUUUUUGCAGUUCAAGGAAGCCAGUUCCAUUGGUAUAAAGAUCUGUUACCCCUGCUGCCUGGUACUGUUGCAAGACAGAUAGAGUCACAAGCAGCAAAUCUCAAUGAUUUGGUGGUAGAAGCCUAUCAGAAACUAAUCUCUGAGGUGAAAAUUCAAGUGGAUAACCCAAUACAAGAUCUUCAUUUCAAUAUCACUGCAAUCUGUCCUGAUGGAAGUAAAAAAAUUGGCAUGGAAGGAUGUAAAAACGUGGGAUAUAAUGAAGAAGUACUUUUCAAUGUAUCAGUGACAAUGAAAGGAUGUGAUACAGCAGGAGGAAGAAAGUAUGCAGUACUUAAGCCUAUUGGUUUCAAUGAAACCGCCAUCGUUAACGUGCAGAAGAGCUGUGCUUGUCAGUAUGGAGACAGCGCAAAGCACAAAAGAGUAUGGACUGAGGAAACUUUUUCUGAGGGCAAACAGUCCCAUUGCAGUGACAAUAGUUGUAGCUCUAGUAGAGAUAUCCUUCCUUCUGAGACAUGCAGACAGCACCAGGACCAGCCCAUCUGCAGCGGUCAAGGAAAUUGCAUAGAUGGGAAAUGUUUCUGCUACAAAAACAAGCUGGGCAAGGUGUAUGGCAAGUACUGUGAAAUGGAUGACUUCUCCUGCCCGUAUCACCAGGGAAACCUGUGUUCUGGUAACGGUGAAUGUGAAGCUGGCAAAUGCAAAUGCUUUGCUGGCUGGGAAGGUGACCGUUGCCAGUGCUCCAUACAGUCCUCGAAACACUGCCUGAAUGCAAAGGGCCAGACUUGCAGUGGAAGAGGAAGAUGUGUAUGUGGAAGGUGUGAGUGCACGGACCCAAGGAGCUUUGGCCGCUUGUGUGAAUAUUGCCCUACUUGUAACAAAGCCUGUGAUGAAAACUGGAACUGUGUUCAGUGCCAUCAUUCUAGCAACACAUCUCAAGCAAAACUUGACCAGUGCACAACCUCAUGUGCUUACCUGCUGCAUUAUAUUGACCAAACUUCAGAAUGUUUCUCUGGACGAAGCUACUUUAGAGUCUUUUCCAUAAUCUUUAUAGUUACCUUUCUGAUCGGGUUGCUUGUUGUCCUUAUCAUCAGGCAGAUAAUUCUGCAGGGGAGUAGCAACAAAGUUAAAUCUUCAGCUGAUUACAGAGUGUCGGCAACAAAGAAGGAUAAGAUGUUUUUGCCUACUGUUUGUACAAGAACAGUAACGUACAGACGUGACAAGCCAGAGGAAAUAAAUAUCGACAUCAGCAAGCUACGACUAAACGAGACUUUCAAGUGUGAGCUCUGAAGACACUGUGUUUCCUGCAAACGUUUGUUUCCAUCAUGCUUGACUUUUCCAAAGUCACCUUUUGUGCUCUGGCAGAGGCUCGACUGUUGCCCUCUGGUUUUGUCUUGUGCAUUUUGUUGAAUACUGUAACAAAGUGACGUGUAAGCAUAUUCACAGAACUGUGUGACUAUGUUUGGAACUAGAGCUGCUGUAUUUUCUUUUUUUACUUGGGUUUUGUUUUGUUUUGUUGUUGAAAGAGAAAUGUGCAUUACUACUGUUCAGGAACAUUAGUGUCAACGUAGCACUUUAGUAUCUUCUAAUUUAUUUAGUUAUGGCCUAGAAUGUAGAUAUGAACUGGUCUGACAAAGCACUGAUCUCACUGUACAUGUAGCUAGGACUGAUGUGCUCUGUGGGAAUGGACAAAAGCUGUGACUGAAACCUUAACAUUGCUGUAUAUUAUAGCAAUAGAUGAAACUAUUCAAGCACUCUUAAGUACAGUAAAUGGUACUUUUAUAGUCCUCUCAGUUGACAAAUUCCACUGAUUUGUCUGCUUUAGCCUCUUAGCUUUUCCUCAGUACUUAAAAGCGAUUAGAUUAAAUGAGUGCUUAGUUACUGUGUGGGUGUGUGGUUGUGUGUGUAUGCACACACACACAUGCAUACACACACACAGAGGUGAAUUGUAUGCAUAGUUUUCUAUAUGUACUGAAAGAUAAUUUAUGUCAUUUUUAGUCUUUUUUUUUUCUUUGACUUGUUUCAACAUAAAAUCUUCUAUACAAAUUCUAAGGUGUUUGGAAACUGAGUGGCUACAGAGAACGAGAGGGUUCCUCUGUUCAACAGCAUAGUCUAUGUGGUGAUCACUGCCAGCUGACUUCACCUUUGGAGUCAGCAGUAUCCACUCCAUUGCAAGUAGAUAAAUUACACACCAGGGCUGUGUUUGCUUUGCUAGCUACAUGUCAGUGUUUUGCCAAAUAAGGGCUUUGUUCUUUUGAUGUGAUAUCAGACAUACGUCUGAUUGUACACAUGUGCUCUUUUUUCUGUAUAAAUGAGUUGACAGGAUUAGGGGGGCUGUGAAUUCUUAUGUAAACACUUCCAUUUUGGUGACUGUAUAUUGAGAAAUGUGUUCACUGUGGUGUGAAAAAGAGCCUGCAGUUGGGAAGAAGGUGAGGAAAACAGGAGUCUUUUUCUCAAGAGACCACACUAAUUGACUUCAUAAAUGUGGGAUCAAAUUCUGCUUCAGCAAUAGGCAAAAACUCUUCUAAACACAGUGGGACCAAUAUAUGCUUACCUGAGAGCAGAAUUAGAACUACAAGGUCAAGCAGAAGCAUUUUUUUUACCCCUGAAACUGGGUAUAGUGGUGGAAGACAAGUUAUUGUUAUAUACUAGUUGGAAGAAUUAGCCAACAGUCUGAUUUACUAACUUUGUGCUGCCAAAAUCCAAUGAAAAUCUGAUCAACCUCUAAUGCACUAAAAUCUUGCUGGCAAAAAGAAAAAUCACCUCAAAAGACAGUAUGCAGUGUAUAAUUUUGGGCUCUGAGCUUUCUACCAGACAGGUAAAAGUAUCUCAUUUAAAGAAAAGGGAGGUUCCUUACACUGACCCUGAUUUUAGUAAUAGCUUCAUUUUAGAUUAUUUCUGUCAUCUAUUGAGUAUGCCUUAAACUCUCUUUUAAAACACAUGGGACCAUUUUCCCCAGAUUCAAAACAGUGGGACAAAGAGAAAGGAUUAAUAAAUAUUAACCUGCAACUGUCCUUGUCACAAUGCACUCAUAGCUUAAAGUCAGCAGGAAGCAAAGUCUCUGGGUGCCUGUUUUACUUAACCAGCCAAACAAACAAAUGUAAAUGCUCAGGGGAGAGUUUCUGAGUAGAUAGAAAAAUAUGUGAUUAUGUUUUUUUAAAGUGGGAGGUGUCCCUGCCUAUGGCCUGGGGUUGGAACUAGAUGAUCUUUGAGGUCUUUUCCAACCUAAACUAUUCUUUGAUUCUAUGAUUCUAUCUUUUUUUUAAACAGAAAAAAAUCCAUAUUUCCCAUAGUGGCCUUUAAAACAUUUCCUGAAGGGAUAGGUUUGGGAUAUCUUUUCUUUAGGAAUUACUUUUGACUGCUAGAAGAAGUUAAAUUACAUGGGAUAGGGACAGUGGAUCUGGGUUCUUUGUGAAAGAAAGAUUUUGAGCUAUAACACACAUCUUCCAGACACAUGACACUGCUACUGCUUUUCUUCUGUAGCUCUUGGUUGGCAUUGACAGUGCUGCCUGUGCAGCACAGCCAAUACUUCCUUAUCAGCCACCUGCCUGAGCAUUUAAUAUGCUCUGGUUAAAUAGAUUGGGUUCACAGGACAAACCCCAUUGUACGCUGCUGGCUGUCCUGAGGUUAAUAAAAAGCAUAUUAAAAAAAAUACCCCCUAAAGUAUCUUAAGAACACAAAACCAAGAACACUAAGGGGAAAAAAAAAGCUUUUCUUGUCUCUCCCUUAUGGCUUUGCUGUAUUGUGGAGGAGGCUAGUGAAAAAGAAUAAGCUGCUAAUGUGACAGGUCAAGGCUUUUAGAAGGCCCAUGGGGAGCUUAUACAGAGCAGGAUCCUUGGGAGGAGGCUUUGUUUCUAGGGAUGGAAUCUAUCCAUGAGAAACUCUGGCUUUGCUUGGUACUUGUUUCCCUCUGCCUUUGACCAUGUUUUUCAGAAGAGCUGCUGCAGGAGAUGAAUAGCCCAACAAAAGCCUCACUAUUUAGGGAGCUGUGUUCCCUCAGCACAUGACCUUAAAUGAGAAGCAGCCUGUAAUUCACAAGGAAUUUCCUCAGUGAUUGCAGAAGGACUCUGCUUCCUAUAGGGCUUAAUAUGGGAGAUAUUAAAGACAAAUUAGUUCAUAUUAGUUUUCAAUAUUGUAUGUCAAAGAUGCUCAUAAAAAUAGGGGGAAACACCUAGCCUUGCCUCAAUAUAGAACAUUCCAGUUUCCUGAAAUAAAGCUUUUUGUACUAAGUUUCUUUUAAAACAUGAAGAAAAAAAAUGGAAAAGAAAAAAAAAAACAAAAGAAGUCAGUAGUUUGUCUGCAUGCUUGUACCCAAAAAUAUACCAGCAGAUACUGCUGCAUCUCAGCAGUGGUUUGAGGAGUUGCUUUUAGAGUUGCUUCCACCAACGGACUACGUGCAUGCCUUUUCCACAGCACGUUUGUUAAUGUUAAAUUCCAUCUAGAUAAUCCUUCAGUUCUAAUGGCAGUUUAUUUUUAAUUUAACCUUUUUUUUGGCUAAUAUUUCAGAAGUGCCACGUUUGUGCAGUUUUAAAAAGCAUGCAUUUCACUUCAGGCUGGGGUUUGGUUUGUUGGGUUGGGUUUGGGUUUUGUUUUUUUUUUAAGACUCUAAAAAAUGCUAUGAAUUGAUUAUUCCCAAGCAUCGUGUGUACACUGCUACAGAAGCCUGUGGGAAAAUAGCUGUUUCAUCCAGAAAACCUGCACAUGGUAUGUAAGGAAUUUUCAUUGUGCCCAGCUGAAAUUCCCUUGCAUCACAAAGAAUGUUGAAGCCAAAAGGAAGGAGGUUUAUGUAGGCAUAGUUUACAUUUUAUCCAUUAUUUUCAACUGGAUUUAUUUUUUUCCUCUCCAUGGUGUCAUGAAAACCUGCUAUGUAAAGUAUUCUUCUGACUGCAAUGGGAAACAAAAGAUAGAUUCCCAGUCUGAUCAUAUAUAACCUUUGUUUCCUGCUCGUGUGCAUACCUAAAUGUACGUGUGCUGCAAACCGUGGGAGUGAACAUCUGAAGAGGCAUCAAGGAACCCUUAGUCCUGCAGUAGCCAAACAGGCCUUGUGAUGCCCCAGGCAGAGAGGUGAGAGACUUGGAAAUGAAUGGCAUCCUCAACAGGGAAAUGCCGCCUUCAAUUCCCCACGCUAUCCCCUACAGGAAUGGUGCUCAGAGACUGCAUGUCUCCAUUUGUCAGGGCAGGAAGGCUCUCCCAAGUGGGCUGGCUUGGCAGAGGUGAUAGAGUUUCUGUGCUAGGCACUGGGGCUGCACACUGCCCUCAGCACUGCGGGCUGCUGCGGCUUCGCUGCGCAGAAAAUGCUUGCAUGUAUCAUGGCAAGGACUGCCUGCGCCAGUACAUUCUGCAAACCUGGAUGCUGCAGACCUCCCUCAACAUUUCUGGGAAGUCCUUGGACAUCUGCCCAUUGACUUCCCACCAGCCCCAGGAUCUCCACUAGCCAGCCUCAAGGAAUGGAAGCUGUAGCUGGGAAAGGGCACUUCUGAUAGCGGCAUUUGUGCUGAGUCGGUGCCGGGUGACAUGGUGAGUGAAGGGUGAUGCCAGUGUUCUGGCAGUCCAUUUGCAGCAGAGGGGAGAGAUCUAUUUGCUAAGGGAGUAGUAGCUAAGAAGAACACCACUUUGUAAUGAUGAUCUUGACACUGCUCCCAGACAUCUCCUGGAUCGCACAGAGAGUUGAAAUUCAUGGAGAGGGAAGAAAGGUUUAAAUUAGUCAGCAUGAGUGCAUUUCUGUAGGAAGCCAAACCAGUGGGGUUUCACCAAGUGCGAGCCAGCUGAGCAUGGUUGGCCUUUCUGGAGGGGGGGAAGGAAAAGAAAAAAACCUAAAAUGAGUAGAUUCUUAAGCUUUAGAAAUGCUGCACUAGAUUGCAUGAUCUUUUUGUUUCUUUUUCUGCACACUUAAAAAAGGUACUUAUUAAAAAAAAGUGUAUUAAAAUCUCUGUCUGUUGUCAAAAUGAUGGCUUCUGCCCAAAUCCUGAUAUUUCAUCCUGAUACCUGUGUUGUCUUUGGUCUAUUUCAGCUAUAUUUUGAAGGGAGAUGUUGCAAGAUGAAAGAUAUGGGGAGGAGGGAAGGCAUUAGUGUUGGGUGAAUUCACCGUGCUAACAUCUUCUUCACUUUUACCUACUACUGGCUUCCAAAACUAAAGUUACUCUAAAGUGUCUUAUUUAGCAAGAGUGUGACAGCUAUUAAUAACACUACAGUUUUUCACUUUCUAUUUAACAUAUGCUACCUUUUGUAAAGAAAAAAAAAAUAGAGAGAGAGAAAUAAUGUUCCUCUAGAUUUUAUGCAUAGAGAAUGUUAGGAAGGGAAGAGGUUUUAAAUUUAUAACUGCUUACUGUGCAUUUUACAUUUUAAAUGAUACUUCUAAAUCACUACUUUUGUUUGUCUGAAAAUAUACCGAAUAUUUUAUUAUUUAAAAACAGUAUACUUUUAUAGCUGUUUCUUAAUUGCAGUUGACUACUAACUUCUAUUUUGGUAUUUAUUAAUGAGUUGACACUGUAGUAUAUUGAGAUGUUUAUUUUUCUAUCAGAGCUGUAACAACUAUGACAUAGCAUUAUUUUAAUGCAACAUCAUUGUACUUGCUCUCUAAAAAAAAUAAAAUCAAUAUUUAAUCCA
This is a messenger RNA of Pogoniulus pusillus (Red-fronted tinkerbird), 7725 nucleotides long. RefSeq names its product integrin subunit beta 8 (gene ITGB8). Gene Ontology annotation, cellular component: integrin complex; cell surface; focal adhesion. Bases 103 to 2409 code for a protein of 768 amino acids. NCBI's taxonomy places the organism in Eukaryota, Metazoa, Chordata, Aves, Piciformes, Lybiidae. The record is from RefSeq and is a predicted model, not a curated record. Gene Ontology annotation, molecular function: integrin binding. Gene Ontology annotation, biological process: cell migration; integrin-mediated signaling pathway; cell adhesion mediated by integrin. The transcript is spliced from 14 exons.